CUCCUGUGGGGGCGUGGCCACGCAUGCGCACUACCCGAAUGCCUGCCAGGCUGGUUCUGCGCAAGCUCGCAGGAAGCCCUCCUUAACUGCUUCCGGACCAGGUUUUCUGUGGCGGCGAGCAACGUGGAGUUCGGCUACUCUGGAGCUUGGAUUUAGCGGCUCGGGGGCUCCGUGCGCCUUGUGCUUUCAGUGGAACAGGAAAAGAUGAUUAGUGAUUUUGAUGAAGAAUUGACAAAGCUGGCUGUGGCUGAGGAUAACCAAGAAACGUCGGUGGUCUCUAAGACGGGAAUGCAUUUCCCAUGGCUUCACAAGCACGUUGAAGCUGUAGUGACUGGAGGGAAGAAGAAGAAGGAUUUUGCUCAGACGACAAGUGCUUGUUUAAGCUUUAUCCAGGAAGCCCUGCUGAAGCACCAGUGGCAGCAAGCUGCAGAGUAUAUGCACAGUUACCUGCAGACCCUGGAGGACUCAGACACCGACAAGAGACAGGCUGCCCCUGAGAUCAUUUGGAAGCUUGGAAGUGAAAUUCUAUUUUACCACCCCAAAAGCAAUGUGGAGACUUUUAAUAGCUUCGCUGACCGGAUGAAAAAUAUUGGUGUCUUGAAUUAUUUAAAGAUCUCCUUACAGCACGCCUUGUAUCUUUUACAUCAUGGAAUGCUUGAGGAUGCGAACAGGAACCUAAGCAAGGCAGAGACGUGGAGGUAUGGAGAAAAGUCGUCUUCUCAGGAAGUGUUGCUCAACCUUGUUCAGGCCUACAAAGGGCUUCUAGAGUACUACACUUGGUCCAGAAAGAAGAUGGAGUUGUCAAAGCUUGAUGAGGAUGAUUACGCUUAUGCCGCCAAAACCCGAAACAUGCUCAGCCAGAGCUGCAAGAUGUCUACAAAUAUCUGUGCACUGGUCAAAACGCCCGGGGUCUGGGACCCUUUUGUGAAGAGUUAUGUGGAGAUGCUGGAGUUCUUUGGUGAUCAAGAUGGAGCCCGAGAGAUGCUCACCAAUUAUGCAUAUGAUGAGAAGUUCCCGUCGAACCCCAAUGCCCACGUCUACUUAUACGAGUUUCUCAAGAGAGAGAAGGCACCGAGGGCGAAGCUCAUAAGUGUUCUUAAGAUUUUACAUGAGAUUGUGCCAUCCCAUACACUGAUGUUAGAAUUCCAUACAUUGCUUAGAAAAUCAGAGACAAAAGAACACCAGAAACUGGGCUUGACUGUGUUAUUUGAAGUCCUGGACUUCGCUGGAUGCAAUAAGAACAUAACGGCCUGGAAAUACUUGGCAAAGUAUCUGAAGCAGAUAUUAAUGGAAAGCCAUCAAGAUUGGGUUGAAGAAGAGUGGAAGUCUAGGAGGAACUGGUGGCCGGCUUUUCACUUCAGCUUCUUUUGGGCGAAGAGUGACUGGAAGGCAGACACUGACUUGGCUUGUGAGAAAGCUUUUGUGGCAGGGAUCCUUUUAGGAAAAGGUUGUAAAUAUUUUCGGUAUAUUUUAAAACAAGAUCAUGAAACCUUGAAGAAGAAAAUCAAGCGGAUGAAGAAGUCUGUGAAAAAAUACACUAUUGUAAAUCCAGGUGUUCACACCUAGACUUUAACUUAUUUUACAGCUACCGCUACAGUGUAGUGGUUUGUAUACACAUACACGUACUUGUGCACAUGCGCAUGUGGAAGCUAGAAGUCAGCUGUGUCACUCUCUGCAGGAGCCUUGCUUUGAGACCCUCACUGAGACCUGGAGGAGUUGCUCGGCCUCCCUCCCACCUGUUUGUUCCUCUACCAGCUGAACCUCAUUUCCACACCCCACAGCUACUAAUGGGUGCUGUUGAGUGGAGGGUAGAGAGUCGAGGAGGAGGUGACACUGUGUGACUCCAGUCCUUUGACUCUAGAGGACUGAUCUGAGUCAGUGUUAGAAGAGAUGUGGUUAACCUUAAAGGCAUGGUGUGCCUUAAAGUAACCUUAAAGGAUACUUGGAUGUUCCCUCAGAAAUGAGAAUCCAGCUGGGUGGUGGUGGCACAUGUCUUUAAUCCCAGGAGGUAGAGGCAGGCAGAUUUCUGAGUUUGAGGCCAGCCUGGUCUACAGAGUGAGUUCCAGGACAGCCGGGGCUACACAGAGAAAGCCUGUCUCGAAAAACAAAACAAUAAAAGGAGGCUCCAACGGUAGCAUCUCUACUCAUGAAGUAGCGUCCUACAGGCACUAAGUAAGCACAGUGGGACAGCUUCCCAAGGCCAGAGACAUGCUCCAGGAGCACACCCUGGGCUCUGUAGCACAUGUGCUGAUGGAUGCUUCUAGAGAAUGACCUUGGCUGUCUUGUAGUUAUUGUUAAAGUGACUAGUACUUGGAUUCCAGGAAGGCUCACUGGUGUUCAAGUGACAAACCACACAUUUCCUCAUUGGCUUAUAGCCCUGCUAGCUUUAAAUAAUGUACAAUAAAGGUGGACAAGUUGCGCUUUGUGAAUAA
Messenger RNA from Mus caroli (Ryukyu mouse), 2432 nucleotides. It is a transcript of the gene Taf1a, whose product is annotated as TATA-box binding protein associated factor, RNA polymerase I subunit A. Lineage: Eukaryota; Metazoa; Chordata; Mammalia; Rodentia; Muridae. The record is from RefSeq and is a predicted model, not a curated record. Gene Ontology annotation, biological process: transcription by RNA polymerase I. Gene Ontology annotation, cellular component: RNA polymerase I transcription regulator complex.